AUGCUUCACACACGAACCAUAAAUGGCGUGGAACUAUCCUUCGAGGACCGGGGCAUGGUCACAUCUGACCCAACAAUAGUCUGUUUGCCAGGCUUGGGUCAGGACUACCGUGGCUACCAAUACAUUCUCCCCUUCUUGGUGGGCAAGUACCGCGUCAUCAGAAUUUCAUGGAGGGAUCGCGGUGCCAACAGCGAAUCUACGGACAAAUGGAGCGUGGAGGACCAAGCAAACGAUACGAUCGCACUCCUGGACUCCCUGCAGGUCCAGACAUUCAUACCCAUCUCUCAUUUCCAAGGAGGCUGGUGCGCUAUGGAGAUGGCUGUGCGUCUAGGAAAGCAAAGAGUCCCGGCUGUGCUGCUGACCGAUUUUAACCUCACUCGGCCUCCUGCGGAAUUCAUCAAGCACCUACAGUUGAUACAAAACAAGGAGACUUGGCACCAGGGUCAGGCGCCCCUCAUCAAGAAAUGGCUCAACAACACCUCCAACAAGAACGUCCUCGAUCAUUGUGAAAAUGAUCUAGACACCAACGGUUUUGAGAACUGGUCGUAUUUCUGCUGGCUGGUGGAAAAGAAUUAUCAGCGCUGGGGCUCACCGAUGGAGCGGCUUGGGAUCAUUGAAGACCCUCCCUUAGUGCGGCAUGUCUUUAGCCAUCCGAGGGAGGAGGCUUAUCUUGCAGAGCAUGAAGAAUUUGCGCGGAGACACCCCGAUUGGUUCAGCUUCGCCAGGCUCACCGGAGAAUCUCACUUCUCUAUUGUCGAGCUACCAGAAGCUGUGAGUCUACAAUUAUCAUAUCUUGUCAGGCAGGUGAACAGCAAGUAG
Molecule: messenger RNA, 819 nt
Organism: Fusarium subglutinans
Lineage: Eukaryota; Fungi; Ascomycota; Sordariomycetes; Hypocreales; Nectriaceae
Product: Dioxygenase
Exons: 1
Coding region: 1-819 (272 amino acids)
Source: RefSeq, a predicted model, not a curated record